This is a messenger RNA of Papaver somniferum (opium poppy), 2415 nucleotides long. RefSeq lists its product as uncharacterized. The coding region runs from base 1 to 2415 and encodes 804 amino acids. The record is from RefSeq and is a predicted model, not a curated record. Gene Ontology annotation, molecular function: nucleic acid binding; RNA-DNA hybrid ribonuclease activity. The transcript has a single exon. NCBI's taxonomy places the organism in Eukaryota, Viridiplantae, Streptophyta, Magnoliopsida, Ranunculales, Papaveraceae.
AUGUCUUCUGGUGCAGUGGCUAUGAAAUUGGAUAUGGCGAAAGCGUUUGAUCGAAUGGAAUGGACUUUUGUUCUUACUAUCAUGCAGAAAAUGGGGUUUAGCGAAAAAUGGUGCCAACUUAUUAAUCAGUGUAUAAGUACUUCUUCCAUCUCUAUUAUUUUAACUGGAUCUCCCACUGCUUCUUUCGUUCCAUCUAAGGGUUUACAUCAGGGUGAUGCUUUGUCGCCUUAUAUCUUUAUUUUAUGUAUGGAGGCAUUUAGUAGAAUGUUACAAAAAGCGGAAGAUACUGGUUUGAUCAAACCUUUGCAACCUGCAGCUAGAGGCCCAAAAGUAUCUCAUCUUUUUUUCGCUGAUGACUGCCUAUUAUUCUCAAAUGCUUCUCCAAUAUAUGUUAGUAAUUUGAUGAGGAUAGUUAAUGAUUUUUGUGCAGUCUCUGGACAGAUGGUUAAUCUCCAAAAAUCCAGUAUUCAUUUCAGCAAAAAUUUAGAUGAAACAGCUAAACAAUCUAUUAUGCAUCUGGUUCGUAUGAAGUGUAUGCCUUUGAAUGAGAAAUACUUAGGUAUCAAUUUGUUUAUUGGCAGAAAUAAGAAUGAUUAUUUUGAUGAAACAACGAAUAAAAUGGAUUUCAGACUACAAUCUUGGCAAGGGAAAUUAAUCAAUCAAGCAGGCAGGAGUACUCAAAUUCAAGCUGUGGUGGGAACAAUGGAUAAUUUUCAGCUGGGCUGUUUGAAGAUUCCAUAUAAGUCAAUCAAGAAGCUCGAACCUUUACAAAGAAAUUAUUGGUGGAAUAAACCAUCUUCGAAAGGUUGUAAGAUCAUUGGUUGGUCAGAAGUAAGUAAACCAAAGAGGAUGGGAGAUUUAGGCUUCAAAAAUAUCAAGUUGUUUAAUGAGGCUUUACUAACUAAAUUGGCGUGGAGAAUGCUUCAUGAGAAGGAUGCAAAAUGGGUUCAAAUGUUGCAAGCUAGAUAUUUUCAAAACUCGGAUCCAUUAUAUGGGAGAAUUAAGAAGAAAGGAACAUGGAAUUGGCAGGGUAUACAACAAGGUUUAUCUUGGAUCAGAAAGUUUCAUGUUUGGGAAGUAGGGGAUGGAUCUACAAUUGAGGUCGGUAAGGGUCACUGGUUUGGGGAUUACUCUCAAGAUGUUACUUUACAAAAUCUCUCUAUGCAGGCUACUAAUUUCAAAGUUUCGGAUUUUAUAGACCAUCCAAAUAGGUCUUGGAGGCAGGAUACUCUAAGUCAGCUCUUUACAAGUACUCAAAUCUCACAAAUUAUGGAUAUUCGUAUUCCUCCCCAACCAGAUGUUGAUAAGUUAAGAUGGUCUCUUACUACUUCAGGAAAUUUUUCAGUUAAUUCGACUUACAAUGCCAUUAUCAAACUUCAUUCUUCCCAGGUGGUUACAAGACAGCAAGAACAAAUGUGGUUGUUAAUUUGGCAUCUAUAUAUUCCUUUUAAAUGUCAGAUGUUCAUUUGGAAAAUCACAAGGAACAUAUUACCAGUUGCAGCUAGAUUUCAGAGAAUUGCUUGGGUCUCUAAUCCUAACUGUGUGAUGUGUGAUAAUGCAACUGAAACUGUAGAACAUUUUCUUCUUCAUUGUCCAUUUGCUCGUGCAUUCUGGUUUGGAGUAGCCUUAUCGAUAUUCCAAGAUGCUAAUGCGUAUCGGAGUAUAAGUGAAUGGAUACUAUCCUGGGUAGAAAAGGAUCAUUUGGUCUGUAGUAAGAGAAAAGAGUUGAUAAAUCUAGCUGUUAUUACCAUGUGGCAUAUCUGGAAGACUAGAUGCGUGAAAGUUUUUGAUGGAAAGAAUUUGCAUCCUAGAAGUGUUAUAAAACAGAUUUUUACAUUUUCCCAUCAAAAUAACAUAUGCAUAAACACUGGUUAUAACAGGGAUAGACAAGAGUCUAGAGAUCUAACUCCUCAGCAUUGGAGUUAUCCCCCUUUAAAUUGGAUUAAGAUGAACAUUGAUGUUUCCAUGUUGCCUAAUACUAAUUUUGUUGGUUUGUCUUUUGUUCUUCGUAAUCACACAGGAUCUUUAUUGGAAGCCAUGGCCAUCACAUUAAGAGCUAGAGAUAUUUUCCAAGCUGAAGCUAUUGCUGUGUUACAAGCCACCAGAUGGAUUGCAGAAAGGAACUUUAGCAAAAUUAUUCUAGAAGGGGAUAACAAAAUCAUUAUCGAAGCUUUAAACUCAGGAAAGUUAGAAGGUGUGAAAUGGGAGGAUCAUUCAAUGUUGUUGGAAUGUCUAAGUCUGAUUAAUAAGUUGCAUGACUUUCAAGUCCAGUUUCAUCCUAGAAGAGGGAAUAGGGUAGCUGAUGCCUUGGCCAAAUACGCAAGGAACAAUCAGGUUAAUGGUUAUUGGGUGACUGAACCACCUAAGGUUAUCAAUCAUCUUACUCUGAAGGAUAAGGAUGAUUGCAUUAUUUAA